Molecule: messenger RNA, 463 nt
Organism: Racocetra persica
Lineage: Eukaryota; Fungi; Glomeromycota; Glomeromycetes; Diversisporales; Gigasporaceae
Source: the annotation of a GenBank genome assembly
GAAAUGUCCUCUCGUAGGGUGGUAAUAACGGGUUUAGGUUUAGUUACACCCUUAUCAACUGGUGUAAAGUCAUCAUGGAAAAAAUUAAUCAAUAGUGAAAGUGGUAUAAUAUCUCUAAAAUCAAGUAAUAUUACCAGUAAACCUGGUGUUAAUCAAAAUACCCCUGAAGAAAAAAAGGAGGGGAGAUUUAAUGAGUUAUCAUCGACUGUUGCUGGUACUGUAAAAUCUGGAAAAUACGAUGACGGGGGUUUUGAUCCAAAAGAGUGGUUAGAUCCUGGGGAUGAAAGAAAAAUGGCUUUGUUUACUCAAUACGCAAUUUGCGCAGCAAAACAAGCUCUGAAUGAUGCUGAAUGGACAUCAGUAUCGGAUUUUGAAAAGGGGCGAACUGGUGUGUGCAUAGGAUCAGGAAUCGGGAGUCUUGAAGAUGUUAUCUCAAAUACUAUGGCAUUUGAGAAUUAUGUAG